This is a messenger RNA of Magallana angulata, 399 nucleotides long. Its product is annotated as cysteine-rich secretory protein 2-like. The record is from RefSeq and is a predicted model, not a curated record. Lineage: Eukaryota; Metazoa; Mollusca; Bivalvia; Ostreida; Ostreidae. The transcript is spliced from 4 exons. Bases 1 to 399 code for a protein of 132 amino acids.
AUGAUCUACAUGAAGGUCCUAGUUGUACUGUUCCUGUCUGGGGCAGCCAUUGUGAUUGGGCUGGACCCGGCCUCCUUCCUCGAGGCACACAACACGUACAGAAGGAAUUUCAGACCUAGAGCUGCUAACAUGAAGGAAUUGAAAUUGAGUGAGGAACUAGCUUCUAAAGCACAGAAAUGGGCUUCGAAGUGUUUAAACGAACCGGAUCCUGUGACGUCAUCACCCUCCUUCACUUGCGUGGGAGAACACCGUUAUCUCGGUUUUGGAACCCCUAAAGCGUCCAAUGCUGUGUCACUGUGGACCUCUCAGUCCUACAACUAUAACUACAGCAGCGAUUACUGCAGCAACAAGACGGCGUCCUGGGACAAAUAUAAACAGGUGCAAGUAUACGGUAUAUAA